This is a messenger RNA of Spodoptera frugiperda (fall armyworm), 2393 nucleotides long. RefSeq lists its product as uncharacterized. Bases 142 to 714 code for a protein of 190 amino acids. The record is from RefSeq and is a predicted model, not a curated record. The transcript is spliced from 3 exons. NCBI's taxonomy places the organism in Eukaryota, Metazoa, Arthropoda, Insecta, Lepidoptera, Noctuidae.
UAUCAAAGGUCUUGUGUGACGUGUCAGUGUAACAAGGAAGACGACUAUUCAUCUACAAUUCAAGAGAUUUCCUCUGAAGCUGGAGACAGACCAUCUUCCGCAUUUGAGAUAAUAUUUGCAGGGAUUGUGGGCGUGCUCAAGAUGGUGCUUUCCGAUUUCUUGACGGAGACCAGAAGGCGAUGGCUUAAGGCCUUCAAAUUGUUCAAGCGGAACAAGAGCCGUAAGAACACACGGAACCGCAUCUCUCCGGAGCUGUGCCGCUCCCCGUCAUACAGCGGCACGGUGGACGCCCGCGCAGACAUCGACAUCCAGCGCUUCUGUGCGUGCAGGGCCUCCCUCCCACCGCUGCACAUCUCCAGCGACUCCUACGAGAACAACUCCUACUACAGCAGCUACAACAGUUACAACAGCUCGAGGAUCGACAGCCUGGAGAGCUAUGGCACCAACGAAUCCAACAGCGGCAGUGCUCGAUCAGACUCUGCGUACGACUCGGCCAGGUCCAGCCCCGAGCACGCCAGGGUGUGCUACGCGACCGUCACCUACUUCAACGUGAAUGACAGCGAGGACAGCAGCAGUAUCCGCACGGAGUACACACUCCUGGAUGACACGGAGGCCGACCGGCUGGCCGAGCUGGACGACAUGGAGCACCUGGACGAGGACGAGCGGACGCAGAACAUGAUCAACGAGAGCAUCGAGCUAGUGAGCACGUUAUGAAGUGAGCGCGACGGACACUGGCUUACAAUAUCAUUUGGGGUUUAGUUAGGCUCGCUGUUGAGCGUUCCAUUCCGGAUUUGGAAGCGUGUGUGAUACUCGGUGCGUGAUCGAUGUAGCGAAAUUAUUCAGUUUUGAUAAGCGAGGACGAUGAAUUGAUAAUGUAUUCGUAUCUAAGGGACUUCCUUCGUGGGUAUACCUACUAUGUAUUUAUAUAUAGUAAUCUGGCAACUCUAAGCUACGUUGUAGAACAUAAGGAUUAUUGCUAAGUCGUUACAGGAAUUUCUACCGACUUUUACUCUGAAAAUCCUGUUACGUAUUUUUAAAUUGUAAAUUGAAAUUAUUUCCCUUGAAAUAACCGAUUGAUUGACGUAAUUGGCUUUUACUAAAGGUCCUUAUUAGCGGCCGCUCAGUGGGACAGUCAUUUGCCUCGCGAUGAUUUUAUUGAAAUGUUUUCCUUAAAGCACUUCACAGUUAUAAUGGAAUGGUUUGAAGCGGAUAAUGUAGAAAUAUUGCGAGAGUUUUCAAUUUUGUAAAAUUACAUUAUUUUUGUUGUCAGGAGAGCUCUUUAUACGAGGAAGAUAACGAUUUCCUUUCAUGUUCCUUUGAUGUUACCUGUCAAGGCCGUAUGUAUUGUUGUUCCUGUUUGAUUUCGUUUACCUACUCCACUUUGAGUUAAGGCUUACAACCAAACUGCGAAGGCAGUCUUUUGCGCAAUAACCGUUGAUCCACGAAUUAACUUUACAAAAGAAAAUAAAACUUUUGACGAAGUGCUUCAAGUUAUUAUCUUGUUUCGUCUUUCUUUGACUUUGCUUUGUCAUGAUUUCGAUUAAUUUGUAAAAUUAGUUAUCAGAGCGAGCAAUAUUCUGGAAAAUUUAUAAACUAAUGCCGCAGUAGAGGUCGGUAGAAACCACAGGAACGUAAUACAUUUUCAUUAGUUUCAAUUUUGGUAGGAAUAUAAACUGUAAAAUGGGAAUACUCACUUGAACAAGUUGAAUUACUGUUUUGUAAAUAAAUAGUUUAUUAGUACGUCAUAUUUCAUGGAACUGGAUGUUUCUCUUGAUAAAUUGGCUUCAGUGUCAAUAUUUAUCGCGAUACGAACGAACUAUUCAUGACUUUUGGUUUUAGUUGUGUUUCAGUUUACAUUUAGAGGUUGUAUUUGAAUUUAUACACGGUUUCAUUUUGAUUUUCAUGUCUUAACAAACUCUAAACAUUAAUGAGUCGUUUACAGACAGAGGUGGAUCAAAAGAGUAUAUCUUAUGAAUUCUUCGAAUCGAAAUUAUAUCUAAACAUUGGAAUAUUUACUAACAACAUGUAAAAGAUAUUCUAGAUUUUAUGUAACAGAUAUCUAAUUUUAGUCCUGUCCCUAAAUAAACAUCGCGACAUAACAAAUAUUGUCACUUGCACAAAAUUGGACAUGUUUAGUUUACCAAAGUAAAUGUGAUACUAUAAGUUUAUGUAAUACGUUUAAGAUAUUGAAAUUGUAUAGUUAUAUAUAUGUCUGUUGAUCUCAAUGGUGUAAAUUUUAAUAGUACCUACGUUUGCGUCAUCGGUGGCAAUGCCAUGGUGAUUAAGUUCGCUGGCAACUAGUUUUUUUCGAGAUGCCGCCAUGACGCACAAAGUGUAUGAAACAAUUCUACUCAUAAAUAAAUUAGGAUUAAUAAAAUUUAAAGUUUUUAAUA